UUGAACUCCCAAAGCUUUUCACCAAACGACUCCCUCGAAACCCAGGAGAAUCCCGUAUUUUAUUUUAACUAAAACUGAAUCAAAACCACUAUUUUCACUUUCAGUUCUAACCGUAUUGUUCUCUACUGUUUUAAUCUUCUUCUCCACUCCUGCGAGUAACAUUUCAGAAGAUCUAAACUUCAAAAUGCAAGGGUUGAAAUAUAAGCUUUAUUAAGGCAGAGGCAGAGCUUGAGUCGUCUUUCUUCUCCUUUUAAGUUUUUAUUCUCCCACCAGCUUUGUGCAGUGGCUACACCACCUCCACCACACUGCUACAACAACCACCAGCACCCACAGCCUUAUUAUUCUUUUUCUUCUUCUCCUCAGAUUCACAACCACCUUCAUUUCAGGCUCGGCCCUCAGAUUGCAAUGGAAGGAGACCGCUUAAAGAUUGAAAUUAGAGAUGGAAUUUCUAAAGUUCGCUUUGCUCCUAAAUCCAACAAUCUACUUAUAUCCUCUUGGGAUUCUAAUCUUCGGUUAUUUGAUCUGGAUACCUCUAAACUUAGGUCAGAAAUUCCAUUAGAAGUGGGACUUCUUGGUUGCUGUUUCCAGGAUGAAUCUACUGCUUUCAGCAUUGGUUCUGAUUGUUGCCUUAGAAGCCAUGACCUCAACUCUGGAAUUCAUGAAACAGUCGGAAACCACGACGAUUUAGCAACUUGUGUUGAAUAUUCUCAGGAAACUUGUCAAGCAAUCACCGGAGGUUUUAACAAAAGAAUUACAUCAUGGGAUAUGCGCAUGGGAAAAGCUGUGGUAUACUCGGUUCAUAUUGGUGUUGAGGUAGAGUCCAUUUCAUUACGUGGAUGUCAUUUGGCUGUUGGAACCGGAACGUCAGUCAAUAUAUAUGACUUGCGGAACUUAAAUGAACCCCUGGAAACGCAGUUUUCUAUGGAAUAUUCAGUCAGUUGUGUGGGUCUGUUUCCUGAUUCAAAAGGGUGUGCAGUUGGAUCAGUUGAUGGGCUUGUUGCAGUACAAUGUCUUGAUUUGUCAGAUGCAAAUGAUAUGAGCUAUAUGUUCCGAUGUCAACCAAAGUCGAGGGAUGGGAAGCGCCAUCUUGUUUCUGUGAAUGAUGUUGUAUUCAAUCCAAGUCAUUAUGGCGCCUUCGUCACCGGUGAUAAUGAGGGAUAUGCUAUCAUGUGGUCUGCUCAAAGUAGGAAGAGACUAUUUCAGUUCACAAAGUACCCCAACAGUGUGUCAUCCUUAUCGUAUAACAGCAGCGGGCAAUUUUUGGCUGUUGCAUCAAGCUACACACACCAAGAAGCUAAUGAAAGAGAGGAGCCUCCACAAAUAUUUAUACAUGAAAUGAAUGAAAAAGUCAUGGAUAUCGGUUCAGUGGCUUGCGGAACUUCAAGCUUUAAGUAAGACAAAAAUGGGUGUGAUAUAAAGCUUGGGGACCAGAUUAUUCACUGCACUUUUAUAAGCUAUAACCGGUAGUAUUUAGUGUAUGUUGCAGAUAUGAUCUCUUGUUCUAAGAUAGUGUUUUAUCUCAAUGGCAUUGGAGUUAUGACAAAUAUUGUAUAGACCAUCAAAACAUUGCCCUUACUUUGGGUACGAAAGAAGUGUAAUUGAAACCAAAUCUGUAAUAAUUUUAAGGUCUUAAUAUUGGAGCCUUUAUUG
Messenger RNA from Papaver somniferum (opium poppy), 1650 nucleotides. Its product is annotated as mitotic checkpoint protein BUB3.3-like. Gene Ontology annotation, cellular component: bub1-bub3 complex; phragmoplast; mitotic checkpoint complex. Gene Ontology annotation, biological process: mitotic spindle assembly checkpoint signaling. Lineage: Eukaryota; Viridiplantae; Streptophyta; Magnoliopsida; Ranunculales; Papaveraceae. The record is from RefSeq and is a predicted model, not a curated record. Gene Ontology annotation, molecular function: ubiquitin binding. The transcript is spliced from 10 exons. Bases 406 to 1395 code for a protein of 329 amino acids.